UCCCGGGCGCGCCGCGGCGGGGCGGGGCCUUCUGGCAGUUUCUGGGCGCUGCGAACGCGCCUUUCCAGCGCUCGGCGGCCGGAAACGCCGGCUUCGGAGCCGCAGCGCCUUGGCCUCUCCGUGUUUUCCACCCAGUCUGCGCCGCCCGCGCCGCCAUGGCCAAGUGGGGCCAGGGGGACCCGCGCUGGAUCGUGGAGGAGCGGGAGGACGGGACCAACGUGAACAACUGGCAUUGGAUGGAGCGGGAUGCUACCAGCUGGUCCAAAGGGAAGUUCCAGGAGCUCCUGGUGGGCAUCGUUGUGGAGAAUGACGCUGGCCGUGGCGAGAUCAGCAAGUUGAAGCAGGUGGAAGGGGAGGCUUCGUGCAGUAGUCGCAAAGGAAAGCUGAUUUUCUUCUAUGAGUGGUAUAUCAAACUGGGCUGGAAAGGCAUCGUUAAAGAAUCUGGAGUGAAGCAUAAGGGAUUGAUUGAAAUACCCAAUCUUUCUGAGGAAAAUGAAGUAGAUGACACUGAGGUGAACGUGAGUAAAAAGAAAGGAGAUGGGGAUAUACUGAAGGAUCUUAUGAAAACUGCAGGCACCGCCAAGGUCAGGCAGGCCCUUGGAGAUUACCUGAAGGCACUUAAGACGGAAUUUACAACGGGAAUGAUUUUACCAACGAAAGCUAUGGCAACCCAGGAAUUGACUGUCAAAAGAAAACCGAGUGAGAAUACCCUGCAGGUUCAGGCCUCAUCUCCAGUGCCACUGGGUGUAAGGAUUCCCACUGUGGCUCUUCACAUGAUGGAACUGUUUGACACAACUGUAGAGCAGCUGUAUAGCAUCUUCACUGUGAAGGAUUUGGUGCAAAAGUUUUCUAAAUCUACUGCUGUAUUAGAAGCUGAAAAGGGAGGGAAAUUCCAGAUGUUUGAUGGGAACAUCACUGGUGAAUAUCUGGAAUUGUUAACAAAUAAGAAAAUCGUCAUGAAAUGGAGAUGUAGGAACUGGCCAGAAGAACACUAUGCCACGGUUGCACUGAAUUUUGUGCCUACUCUAGGGCAAACAGAAUUACAAUUGGAGUGUAAAGGAGUCCCUGUCUGUAAAGAAGAGAACGUGAAAUUCUGUUGGCAGAAGCAGCAUUUUGAAGAAAUAAAAGGUUUACUGCAGCUGACCCCCCUAAAUGGUUGAAUUAAAAUUUUAUAAGGCAUUACUUUUUGUACGCAGAAGUGUCACAUUGACCCUCUUCGCUAUGUACCUUUUUUUUAAAAAAGGACCAUCUUUAUUUUAUAUUGGAUGAAAUCUGUGAACGUAUACACAAUUUAAAGCAUUGACUCUUUAUUAUAACUAGACACUGCAUUGAGUUAAAAGUAGCAAACAACCUGAAAUUAGGUAUUAACCUGACCUUCCAUAGCUAUUCCUCUAGAAAUAGGUCAGUCAGUCCCGAGUGUAGAUAGUUGGUUUCCCAAACUGAAGCUUGUCCUACAGCAAGCUUGCUUGCAGCUGUACUUUUGGUUCAACAUGACAAAAAAUAAAUGGCAGGUUGACACU
Messenger RNA from Piliocolobus tephrosceles (Ugandan red Colobus), 1520 nucleotides. Its product is annotated as putative activator of 90 kDa heat shock protein ATPase homolog 2. Gene Ontology annotation, biological process: positive regulation of ATP-dependent activity; protein folding. Bases 156 to 1160 code for a protein of 334 amino acids. Gene Ontology annotation, molecular function: ATPase activator activity; protein-folding chaperone binding. The transcript has 9 exons. Lineage: Eukaryota; Metazoa; Chordata; Mammalia; Primates; Cercopithecidae. The record is from RefSeq and is a predicted model, not a curated record. Gene Ontology annotation, cellular component: cytosol.